AUGACAAGCGAGGCUGAUAAAAUGGAUACAACGGAUCCUGUGGAACGCCUUGAUUUGAAUCUCGACAAAAGUUUGCUCGACCCAAAGUUCGAAGGAUACAAAGUGACGAUGGAUAACCCUAAGGUCGAAGGAAAGAAAUUUUCCGUCAAAGGUAUGUAGGUAAAAUGUUUUCCUGAUAAUAGAACCUUCUUUUGCAGGAGCCACCGUCCAACGCUCUCCUGAAUUGUUCUCUCUUCAGCAUAUGAAACUCUUUGGAGAGUCGAAUCUCCUUUUCGUUAACGACUUCCAGACAGGAGAAAACGUACACCUGUACCGGUUCACAUCGACUGGAUUCAUCGAGGAGAUGAUAUACAACAAACCAGUAAAUUUUCGAAAAUGAAAGCCGUUCUAUAAUUUAUUUUCAGACGGAGAAUUGGUCUUUUUCCAACGUCGCGAGGUUUGAGCUGCCCAACGCAGGAGCCUACCCUCCUUCCAUCAUUUUCACAAACGACAAUUUUGCGGUUGUCUGCAAUGGACUAGAUCUGAUUACUGUUUUUCACAUUGAGCUCGUCAAUGACUCCUGGACGGUUAAUCCAGCCUCCAAAGCAUCUUGAGUAAUUUUUGUUGCUCCAGAAGCUUCUAGAGCAUCGUCCAUGUGAGGAGAAAGGCAUCAGUCUGGUCGAAGCGCGGUACGUAGCGGGAUCUCUUCAAGUGAUCCUCCAUCGAGUGGAAGAAAGGACCAAGGAAAACAAGAAGACCGACUUGUUCCGCAGCAAAAUCUACUGGCUGACUAUUGCUGUUGGAGGUUUUUUUUUUCUACUUUUUCCUUCUCAAUUCACAUAGAAUCUUUUUAGAAAACGCUCUCUCUGACCGUGUGACCAUUGAACGCGUCCGUGAAAUCACUCAAGAAGGACAUUAUGAGGUUUUUCUUGUCUUAAAAUCAACUACUUUUAUGAAAAAUCUUUUUUAGGCUUGUACGCUUGAUAAUUUCGGGCGACUGGUUAUUCUCGGAACGAAAACGCCGUUCAUCUCCUCGGAUGAUUCUGGAAUCAUUACCCAAUCCGAUGCAAAAACUAGUAUGUUUUCAUGGUUUUCUUUUAGACUGGCUGAGAAUUUAUUUGAUCGAGUUUCUUCAAUGGAUACAUUUUGAAAUAAUUUUUAAUUCACAAAGUUGACAGAAUUUUGUAAACUUGCUUCUAUUUUUUUCUUCUUUGACCGUUAUGCUAAAAACCGUCUAGAGAUAGUUCUUAAGCGAAAAUUAGCGACGUUUCAAAAAUUAUACUGCUAAACUGGAUAAAGAAAUAUUGCGGAGAAAAUGGAAAGAAACAGAAAAAUUUUCCUAGCAAAAUCUUCGACCCCACGGCGAUUUUGGAGCCAGAAAGACGACGAUUUGACGGUUAUGUUCACUUUCGAUUUCCCCGUCAACAAAGAAGACGUCAGCGUUCAGGUGGCAAAGGUUCAGAAGAAAAUCAUACACGGGAAAAAUUGCAGUUGAGCAGCCACUCGAUAUUUCUGACAGUGAAGGGCGAGGUUUUGCUCGACGGAACUCUCGGAGGAACCAUCGAUCCUACGGAUUUUGUCGACACCGUCCAAGGAAACCAGUUCGUAGACAGAUUCACGAUUUUCUUCCCAAGAAGGGUCUCGGCACGAUAAAAAUAGAAAGAUUGUCUGAUUGGCGAAGUGCGCAGGCUUGCCCUUUCGCAUCCUGUUAGCCGUGAAUAAUUUAAAAAACCUGAUCUUUCAUUUUCUAAAAAAAACUUCGUUUUGAAAUAACUUUCCAGAAAAGAAAGUAGAAAUCAUAAAAGCCCAUAGGGCAUUUUUCUCUACUGAAAUAUCCUAGAAAAUCUGAAAAUUCUUUUCGUUUGCUGUAUAAUGCUUUUCGAAGCAGAUAAGUUAUUAAAAAUAAGCGAAUAGAUUAUUCCUCAAUUUAAUUUUGGACAACUAAUGAGAUCUUCAUUUUUCUUCUGCAGUUUUCUCAUGUUCUUUUUUUUCUUCGCUCAUCCUUAAUAUAAUAUUUCCUAGGCUGCUCCUGAGACUUCGUACAACGAAUAAAGAUAAUUGGGUUGUGUUGAUGGAGGGCGAUCAACAGCACGUUGAACAGCCGAACUCAGAAACCACCAAAAAGGUUUGUUUCGAUAGUUUUGGUUUUGAGAAAAUUCAUUAACUGGAUUUUUCAGGCUUUUGCGGAAAUGGAAAAAGACGAACUUGUGGUUGGAGCCGAGCAAAUGGAAGAAUGUGACGAAUCCGAGCUGAUGCUCACCUUCUACUGGUUCGACGGCGACAAACAGGCUGUCGUCAAGGAGGUUUGGAAAUAGCGAUUUUUGAGAUUUUUGCCUUGAAAUAGAUAUUCUUUGAAAUUUAUUAGGCAAAAAAGUCUGUAAAACCCUCUUUAUCUUCUCCACAUAAGUUUGGGCCCAUCUGAAAUUUCCUGAACAAUUUCAUGGUAUAAUUGAGAAUAGGCGCCUCAGAAGAGGCAUUUUUCAAUUUUAUAUUAGUUCGGAGCGACAUUUUUCGAAUGGUCUAUAAUACAUAUCCAGAAUUAUCAGGUUAUGCUUUAAAAAAUGAUGGAUUUAAAAAACCAAGAGCUAAUCUUUGAAGGACUUUUAGAGUUUCCAAUCAUUCUAUGUUUAGUAUUUCCGAAAAAUCGGUAUCAAAAUUUUGUCAAUCUCAGUGUGAUGCGUCUUGUCGACAAAUUCUGUUCACGAGUCACUCUGGAAACGCGCCCGCCCGCAUUUGCUUGCGUCACGACGUCGACGGAGUCGUCUGGAACUUCAACGACCAGACGCCGUAUCACGAGGCGACGCUCCACGCCUUCGGCUAUGUCCAGGUCUCCUCGUCCUUCUCCCUGCCUCGGAAAAGAGAUAAAUGGUUCAGGCUUCGAAAACGAUGCGAGUUUGGUGUGGCGCCGCGCCAAACAGUUCCUACGCAUGUAUCGUCGAAGCGAACAACCACGCGUUGCUCUAUUGGCAGAGGAAAGCCGUCGGAAACGGUGAGAGUGUUAUUUUUUCAAGAAAAAUAAUUUCUUUGAAUAUUCUUUCAUCCUAUAUUCAUUCUCAGACAAGAAAGGGAAUUUUUAAUUUUCCUAAAAAUUAGCCAGAACACCUGCAUAACUCUUUAGUUUUUGUAGAAAAUGCGCCUCAAAGUCAAAGAAAACUCUUAAAACUCGCUUAAAUAGAUUUUUUUCUUCAAGUUCUUAUUAAAGAAAGAAGGCAACAAUUUUUUUAAUCUUUUUUUCCUAACCUUUCGAAAAAAAAAUUUUAAAGAUAAAAAUUACACCUUCUGAACCAAAUUUGGAAGAAAAAUUUGGUUUUUUUAGAGAAAAAAAUUAUUAUGAAAAAGUGAAUUUUUUUCUAUUGAAAGUUUUUUUCAUUAAUACGAAAAUUUACCGCUCGGUCUGUAACAUUCUGAAUAAAAAAUUGUUUUUUCUCUUUAGAGCUGUUCAACCGGAAGACCUCGUCGCAAGUGACGCACAUCUCGCAGCAGCAGGUUCUGCACGUCCGCGUCGACGGCGACGUCCACGGCGAAGACGCUAUCAUCGGCGUCUUCGCGGCCAACGACGCUUUGUUCUUCCUGACGCCUUCUGAAGUUUUGGUCGCUCGCUUCCAGGUUGAUUAG
Molecule: messenger RNA, 3594 nt
Organism: Caenorhabditis auriculariae
Lineage: Eukaryota; Metazoa; Nematoda; Chromadorea; Rhabditida; Rhabditidae
Source: the annotation of a GenBank genome assembly